Messenger RNA from Camellia sinensis, 1544 nucleotides. NCBI's taxonomy places the organism in Eukaryota, Viridiplantae, Streptophyta, Magnoliopsida, Ericales, Theaceae. The record is from RefSeq and is a predicted model, not a curated record.
AAGAAACUCAGCGUAAGGAAGAGGCGGUUGGUUGAGAUGAGCGAGCGUGUGUGAUUCCUCCUCCGUCAGUCCGAGUUCCAACUGACCAAAUUCUGGGUUUCUGAUUUGUGCUUUGAGAGAGAGAGAGAGCUGCAAGCACAGACUCAUCAUCAAUUAUCGGAUAGAAAAAUGUGGAUGUCAGUUCUGCCGGAGGAGCUGUGGAGAAGAAUACUGGAAAUUGGGGUAGUUGAAACCCCGAAUUUGCUAAACUUCAAAGACCUGUGUUGCCUCUCCAUCACUUGCAAACGCCUCUACAGAUUGUCCAACGACCCUUCUCUCUGGUCCUCUUUACUCUCUUCCCUAUAUAUAUAUAUAUACCUAAGCAAAAUGUUUUAUUUUUUUUCCCCUGCUGUUUGUUGGAAUCAAAUGGAUGUUCGUUGGAAUCAAAUGGAUGUUCGUUCAUUGAUUCUGGAACACUGGUUUGAGAGAGGGAAAGCUCGAAAACUUGCAGCUCAUCAUCGCGCUGUUCUUAGAAUUGAGAGUCAAAUUGCGGAGCAUUCCAGAAAGCUGCAAGAGAUACAGCUUCGGUCAGUGGAGGAGACUGAGAAAAUGAAGGCAACAGGUGCAGAACUAUCAAACUUGCGCAAAGUUAGGCAAGCUUCAGUGGCCUUAAAUGUGUGGCAGCCAGAGGUUGUUCGGGGUAGGCAUAAACAAAUAGUUGAGCAAUGUGUUGUACCUGCUGACUCUCGAAUCCAUGCACUUGAGAUGGAACUAAGGCUCUGCAAGCAGCAAAUUACUGGUCUUGAUAAGGCUUACAGAGAUGAGAAGAGAAGGCUUAAUGCAGCAAAGGAACAGUUGGCAUCCGUAAAGUAUCACCCCGUGAGAGAUUACAGCUCGACUAGUGGCAGGGUUGAUGAAUGUUGCAUUAAGAGGAAGAAGUUGAAAAACGAACACAUCAACUGUAACACAUCUCGUUGACCGAUUUCCUGCUGGAAUAAAUUUUUUUAUCUUGUUGUGGCCAUCCAAACCUCUGGAUGUAUGCUUUGAGGAAGUUGUAAUCCUUGUGUGCUAUCAAUGAGUUAAAAGGCGACUUUCAUUGAUCCUGUGGAGAUCUUCAAUCAAUGCCUCCAAGGGAAAUGCUUAGCUUGUGGCUAAAGCCUAUGUAUGAAAUAUGCAAGUUAGAACAUUUUUGGGAGUGAACUUGACUUGGAGCCAUGUAUUGCAGAGCUCAGUUGAAAGUGGGGAUGGUUAAAUGGCAAGAAUAUUGGCUUAGAUCCUGGUUCAGGUUUGUCACAUUGGUUUUCUGAUAUUUGUGUUUGUAGAAAUCUCCAUGUUUAUUAUUUGUAACUCUCUGUUUUGUUUUGUUUGUUUGUAUUUUUUUUUUUUCCAAUUUUUUUUACAAGCUUCCUGAAUGAAAAAAAUUGGAAAUUGUUGAACGACCCAUUGUUUGACAAACCCUGUUUGUGUGAGUUGUAAUGAUAAAUGUUUUUAUGCUUCUCAACCUUGAAAGAUUACUACUUGGGUUGUUUGGAAAUUGAUUUUUUGGUGGCUUUUGAGUUUUUUUA